AUGCUGGGACCGAUCGGACCCAUUCAGAUGCAUAACUCUGUGUUGAAUCCUCAUCUCAUUGACAACAGUAUUGCCGCCGAUUAUGAUAACAUAGCGUUCAGUGUUCCGCAUCUGUAUUACAAUCCCCGACAUAUCAAACAAGAAGUUGUCAGUGAAAGUGAUUGUCAGCCAUCAGUGCCACAGAAUUGUCACUUUCCUUUCUUUAACAAAAGCCGAAUGUCUUAUGACUCGAACAGAAUCCUAAACUCUUCUGCAAAUUCCAUGUACUCAGUGAAGAAAGCAGCUCUGGUUUGGCCCGGAGCUCCAGACGGUGGAGUUCAUGGUAAAUCGACAUCAGGUGCCGGCAUCGCUGGAAUCGGUGGCGGAGCUGUUAACACGCCGCCCGUUUCAGGGCCCACAUCGGGCCGCCCGGUGUCACCAAACUCGGGUCUCGUGCACUGGGUGUCAGUGAUGGCCGAUCACGCACACGUGCCCAGCCCUGCCCACUCGGCCAGCCAGCACGUCGACAGUGCAUCUGUCCAUUACAUGUGGAACGGAGGUCUCGAGGAACUGGUGAUUAUGUCUCUCCUCAACCCUUUCACUCGUAAUUCGCAUGUCUAUGAUGUCUAUGACUGUAUUCAAAGGGGUAACGAUUAG
This is a messenger RNA of Oppiella nova, 636 nucleotides long. NCBI's taxonomy places the organism in Eukaryota, Metazoa, Arthropoda, Arachnida, Sarcoptiformes, Oppiidae. The record is from the annotation of a GenBank genome assembly.